Polistes dominula (European paper wasp) is the source of this 992-nucleotide messenger RNA. RefSeq lists its product as uncharacterized. NCBI's taxonomy places the organism in Eukaryota, Metazoa, Arthropoda, Insecta, Hymenoptera, Vespidae. The record is from RefSeq and is a predicted model, not a curated record.
UUGCGCGAUGAAACAUCCGGCAUCGCUAAAUCCUUCGGGAGAGAACCGGGAAUAUCCAAAGCACAAAAAACAAUCGGAGUGAACGAGCCGAGUGUUGUCAAACGAAACUUGGAUCAAAUUGGUGGUGGAAAUCUCGUACGAAGCGUAUCAAACUUUAACAAAUACAAUGGUGAACGUUCUUUAAGAAAUCUCGAUCAAAUUGGUGGUGGAAAUCUGCUCAGAGAUCUGAGUGGCUUUAAGUUUGGUGCGAAACGUAAUUUGGAUCAGAUAGGUGGUGGAAAUCUCGUGAGAAACUUGGACCAAAUCGGUGGUGGAAAUCUCGUAAGAAAUUUGGAUCAAAUCGGCGGUGGAAAUCUCGUAAGAAAUUUGGAUCAAAUCGGNGGUGGAAAUCUCGUAAGAAAUUUGGAUCAAAUCGGCGGUGGAAAUCUCGUAAGAAAUUUGGAUCAAAUCGGCGGAGGGAAUCUCGUCCGUGACAUUGAACGAUUCUACGAAUGUAUACCCGAUGGACAUAAUUUGGGCGGCAUUGGUGUUGGUGGUGGUGGUGGCCAUUUGUUACGAUCAACUCGUCGUAGUCUUGACUUUUAUCCUGCCCUUAUCUACGAGAAACAACGAUAUUUUCCUUUGAGGAAACCAGCAACGUUGAAUACACGACUCGGCGAUUAUGACGACAUUCAUCCAUUCGUUCUCGAUCGUUUUGGAAAGAGAAACUUUGAUGAGAUUGAUGCGAACGCAUUCGACAAUUUCUACAAAAGAAAUUUUGAUGAGAUCGAUCGUGUAGGUUGGAGUGGGUUCGUUAAGAGAUUGAGUAAUUACCUAGUCAAACAGCAGCAGUUACAACAGCAACAACAACGUUAAAUCAUCAAGCUAGACACAUUAUUGGAAUACUCUUUUAAGGUACUCCAUUUCUUUGGAAAAAUAUCAUAUGAUAUUAUAAUUAUUAUAAACGAUUCAUAUCGAUAGAUAUUAAUUUGACGUCAAAAUUAAACAUAAGA